Rhea pennata is the source of this 1422-nucleotide messenger RNA. RefSeq names its product ovoinhibitor-like. Gene Ontology annotation, molecular function: protein binding. Lineage: Eukaryota; Metazoa; Chordata; Aves; Rheiformes; Rheidae. The transcript is spliced from 16 exons. The record is from RefSeq and is a predicted model, not a curated record. Bases 1 to 1422 code for a protein of 473 amino acids.
AUGAAGCUAAUGGAGGGCUUCGUGCAGGUGGCUGUAGCCCUGUGCUGCUUCAUAAAUACUGUCUUUGGAGUUGAGGUCGACUGCAGCCAGUAUCCCAGCGGCGUCACUAAGGACGGCACGGCCUGGGUAGCCUGCCCGAGGAACUUCUCGCCCGUGUGCGGCACGGACGGCUCCACGUACAGCAACGACUGUGGCAUCUGCCUCCACAACAGGGAACACAACGACCAUGUUGGCAAACAGUACGAUGGAGAAUGCGAGCAGAAACUUAUUCGGGUUGACUGCAGUAGAUACCGUAGAGCUGUAAAAGAUGGUGACGCUCUGAUAGCCUGUCCAAGGAUACUGAAACCAGUCUGUGGCUCUGACAGCUUCACUUACGACAACGAAUGUGGGAUCUGUGCCUAUAAUGCGGAACAUCACACCAACAUUAGUAAAAAGUAUGAUGGAGAAUGCAAGCAUGAGAUUGUCUCGAUUGACUGCAGCAAGUACCCAGCAGAAGUCACUAAAGGUGGCAAAACAGUAGUCUCCUGUCCAAGGGUCCUGCAUCCAGUUUGUGGCACAGAUGGUUUUACAUAUGAUAAUGAAUGUGGGAUCUGUGCCCAUAAUGGAGAGCACAGGACCAACGUUGGCAAAAAGCAUGAUGGAAAAUGCAAACAGGACAUUCCCACACUUGAGUGCAGUCAAUACCCAUCGAAAGUAUCUGAGGAUGGUAAAGCCCGGGUAAGCUGUCCGAGGAUCCUGCUCCCAGUGUGUGGCACAGAUGGGUUCACUUAUGACAAUGACUGUGGCAUCUGCGCCCAUAACAUAGAACACGGAACUGACGUUAAGAAGAGCCAUGAUGGAAGAUGUAAGGAGAAAAGUCUCCCAGUUGACUGCAGCAGUUAUCUGACUGGUACUACCAAAUCCGGCGAAGCCAUCACAGCCUGCCCCUUCAUCCUGCAUGAGGUCUGUGGAACGGACGGUGUCACCUACAGCAAUGACUGUGCCCUGUGUGCCCAUAACUUGGAAUUUGGAACCAAUGUAGGCAAAAAGCAUGAUGGAAAAUGCAUAGAGGAAGUUCCUCAACUCAACUGCAGCAAGUACCGAAUAGCUACCACAGAUGACGGCAGGCAGCUGAUGCUCUGCACGAUGAUCUACAGUCCCGUCUGUGCUACUGAUGGUGUCACUUAUGCCAGCGAAUGUAUGCUGUGUGCCCACAACCUAGAGCAUCAGAGCAAUCUUGGCAAAAGGAACGACGGAAGAUGUGCAGAGGAUAUUACAAAAGAUUAUUGCAGCAGCUACCAAGAACCCUCUUCUUUCUGCACCAUGGAAUAUAUGCCACACUGUGGCUCUGACGGCAGAACAUACGACAACAAAUGUACUUUCUGCAAUGCAUUCAUGGAGAGCAACAGGACUCUCAUACUCAUUGCUCAGAGAGAAUGCUAA